GCGGAAGGGGGUGGAGCUUUUUCUCGCUGAGCUGUUGCUGCUGCCACUCCGGGAGCGGAGGCCGCUUGGGGGAGCGGGGCGCGGCUCCGGCUGGCGGCGGCUGCGAGGGAGCUACCUCUUAUGUAAUAAAAAAAUGAAUGGGAUGGAUGAAACAUCUAAAAGAAUCCUAGAGCCAUAUCAGUAUUUACUUCAACUACCAGGUAAGCAAGUGAGAACCAAACUGUCACAGGCCUUUAAUCACUGGCUGAAUGUUCCAGAAGAUAAAAUACAGGUUAUAAUUGAAGUGACAGAGAUGUUGCACAAUGCAAGCCUACUUGUGGACGACAUUGAAGAUAACUCAAAGCUGCGACGGGGCUUUCCAGUGGCACACAGCAUCUAUGGAAUUCCAUCUGUAAUCAACUGUGCUAAUUAUGUGUAUUUUCUUGGCUUAGAGAAAGUUUUAACCCUUGAUCAUCCAGAUGCUGUUAAAGUUUUUACUCGGCAACUACUGGAACUCCAUAAAGGUCAAGGCUUGGAUAUUUACUGGAGGGAUACUUACACCUGUCCUACAGAAGAUGAAUAUAAAGCUAUGGUAUUGCAGAAGACAGGUGGUCUCUUUGGAUUAGCUGUAGGCCUCAUGCAGCUGUUUUCCAGUUAUAAAAAAGACUUAAAGCCACUUCUUAACACACUUGGCCUCUUCUUCCAAAUAAGAGAUGACUAUGCCAACUUGCACUCCAAAGAAUAUAGUGAAAACAAAAGUUUUUGUGAAGACUUAACCGAGGGCAAGUUCUCCUUCCCAACCAUUCAUGCAAUUUGGUCAAGACCUGAAAGUACUCAGGUGCAAAACAUUCUACGUCAAAGGACGGAGAACAUAGAUAUAAAAAAGUACUGUGUACAUUAUCUUGAAAACUUGGGUUCCUUUGAGUACACUCGGAAUACCUUGAAAGAGCUUGAAUCUGAAGCCUAUAAACAAAUUGAAUCACUUGGGGGAAACCCUGAGCUUGUAGCACUAGUUGAACAGCUGAGCAAAAUGUUCAAAGACAAUGAAAAUUAACAGUUUCACUCCUGUGUUAAAACUCAUUCUUUUGUAGCCACGUUUAUGGAAACUACUGUUUAAAACACUGUCACAUAGUAUUGAAAAAUACACCCUAUUAUCUAUACAGUCUUAAUUAAAAACUGCUUACAGCUGCUUUGUUAAAGCAGACGUACUCAAACUGAAACAAGUUUUGAAUCUAAAUGUGGUCAAUUUUACAAAAUCAGCAUUAUUUCAGGCCUAAAACACUAUCUUUAGGCUGCUGUAGGUUUCUGUCUGAAAUUUUGUGUUAAACUAAAUCAGAUUGAUCUGAAUGUAUUAUGCCUUUCCAAAUGAUGCUCUAGUAAACCAAACCACAAAAUGUAAAAUAACAAAAGAAGAUAUGACCACAGUGUGCAUAGAACUACCGUGUGCUAUUUCUAAGUUAGGCUUGUGAAGAUCAGAUGGAUUAGAAGUGAAUAUCCUGUUGAGCUUCUGGGGAUAUUUUCAGAGUAAUGCAAAUUAUGAAAGGUAGUAUUUUGUAUGUGAAUAAAACUGAUGUUUAGUCGGAAAUUGUAGCUUUAUAUACAUUUCUAAGUACCUUAAAGAAAAUACUCCAUUGCAUCAGCAAAGCAUAAAUUUGUUGCUGAUGCCAGCUCUGCAAUGAAUAAUUUUGAUUGCCUGGUUUUAGAUCUUUAAAGUGUCAAAUAUUUUGUAGCUAGGCAUUUAAAUCUAUGCAUUAGAGCUCAUUCAUGUAACUGUAAAUAGCAACAUAGGCAAGUGCUACUAGAAAUGGAAUGAGAUUCACACCAGGUAACUCUAGGACACUGUUAAUUGGUACAGGUCUCUUUAAUCUUUGCUCAUAAACCUUGAAAGAGGCUUCUCCAGGAGGUGAUUUAUACUGCAUUCCUGUUCUGAAUUAGUACUGGAAGCAUGUUACAGGUCUCUCCAGAAAGACAAGUUCUGUAACUUUUUUGCUAAAACAAAGUACAACAUCUUGUUUCACAAGUUAUAACAUUGCUUCAGUUUUGUUAUUUGUAUAAAUAGUUCUUCAAAAUUAUGAACUCAAGAUACAUUGAACUGAUAAGUGACAAUCUCUGCACUAUAUAUACACAUAAAUAUAUAUAGUGUGUGCAAAAUGUAAGCAGAGAUGUUUGUUUCUUCGUGGUAGGACUGGCUUUGAUUUGAUUUCAAUUCCCUAGUCUUAACAGACACAAAACUUUGGUUUGGUAUAGUGAGGAUAUGGUUUGGAUCAAUGGCAGGGCUGGAACAGGAGCUCAAGUAUACUCCUAAAUAAAUGAGCAGAGGUACUUGGCUUCUGCCAGCUAAAGGAUAGCUUUAUGCAGAUGUUCAUUUACUGUACCUGGAAAGCAGGGUGAGUCAUGGUCUCAAUGAGAGAACUAACUGAAGGUUGCUGGAAUGUUUUCUCUGGACAGCUUUAAAUUCUUCUGAAAAUGAUCAAGCAUGAAAAAAACUUAGGAUGACUGCUUUCAGUCAGAGAUGUUAUGUCAUUAUGGAUGAUAGCUUAUCUCCUUCAUCUGCAUGCUGAGGAAGAAUUUUUUCCUGCUCUGUGAUUAGGCAUUGAAUAAGUCUUUUAUCACUGAAUGGGCCUGGCCUCCAGGUCCGAACAGCUUUAAACUGGUGAGAGGUAGCUUUAAUGUUAAUACAGUGAAUUGCAAUUCCUUUUCAUAACUUGUAGCGCUUAGUAGUAGUAAGCAUGUAAAUCUUUUCUGUUUCAUGACAAAAUACUAUCUGCAGCAAAGUACAACACAUUGUGCCAUGCCUUGAUAGUUUCUAAGCACUGUUGCAUCUGACACUGAAUAGGAAAGCAGACUGGGAAAAUGGUUAAGAUAGUUUCCUAGUCCUACUGCAAAGAUACCCUUGUGCCUAUUAGGAUGUGGUAAUGGAUGUAUACAAUGCUAAGUGCUUAGUGCCAUUACAUGUCUGUUUAGUUGCUGGAUGUAAACAGUUCUGUGUAAUCAAAUGAGGUUGCUUUUCUUCUUUUUGUAUGAAACUUCUCUACCAUCUGGGAUUUCUGUUAUGUCAUCAUUGAUUCUUUCUGGCAACUCACCUCAGUAUUUAUCCUAAUACUGUAUCUUGUAGAAUGUGUUUCCAUAAACUUAAGAGUAAGUACAUUGGAAGUUUUCCAGCUGCAGGCCCUUUACACCACAAAUGAGUAAGGAGGAAAAAGUACCUCAGGAAAAGAAAGCUGGACCAACAAGAAACUAUGCAGGACUGUCUUACUCUUCUGCCUUCAAGGCUUUUGAUACCAGUAUUCAAAGUAUAUCCUGAAGGUAUGUCAUAGAAGAUCUAGAAGGAGAAUAGGGUUGCUCUUCACUUUGGUUAGGAUGAACUGAGGCCUCUGAGGAUUUUUCUUAAUGUAUGCAGGAGUUGGAAGAGGCUGGGAUCUUUCCCCUUCAUUUUUUAAGCAGGUGGAGUAUCUCCAGCUAUUAAGCAUCAGCAGUGAUAACACUCCAUAGUCAAGAUAGAUUUUAUAUUUGGUGCCAUAAGAUGAGACUAUGCAUUCUCAUCAGUAUUCUCCAAUUCUGGUUGUGGUACAAAUUGCUGGUGUUAAGCCAUAUUGGGGAAAAUAGUUCUUUAAGGUAGCAUGAGAGUUCUUGUGUCUGCAGAGUUAGUUUAGUUGCACAAGUGCCAUUCUCUGUUGCUGUGCUUCCUUCUCCUUGUGUUGGCUUUUUUUUUUUUCCUGAUUUUCACAAGAGCUGCAUUGCUGUGGAAUUAAUCUGAGUUGCAAGUAUGUGGUGGUUUGGCCCUGGCUGGAGGCCAGAUGCUCACCAAAGUUGCUCUAUCACUCCUCUUCUUAUAUGGACAGGAAAGAGGGAAAACACAGCCAAAGGCACUUGAGUCAAGAUAGAAGCAAUUUAACAGGAGGAAAAGUAAGAGCAAAGGCUGCACAGAGAAGCAAGAGCAAACCAAGAUGUUAUUCUCUGCUUCCCAUCAGCAGAUAGUGUUCAGUCACUCCUGGGAAGCAAGGCUUCAGUACACAUAGUGGUUGCUCCUGAGGACAGAUACCAUCAACAACUAUCCCCACACCUUCUUCUCUCAUUUAGCUUUUUAGCUGAGCUGACAUCAUGUGGCAUAGAAUACUGCUUUGGUCAGUUUGUGUCAGCAGGCCCAGCUGUGCCCCCUCCCACGAUCUUGCCAUGCUCCUCAGUGUACACUUUGGAUGGGGGGAAUGUUGGAAAAGCACAGCCUUGGUGCUUGGCUCAGCAGCAGCCAAAACACUGGUGUGUUAUCAACACCUAGCUACAGCACUAGAACUAAUUCUUUUGGGGAGAAUUAACUCCAGCUCAGCCAAACCCAAUACAAAGUAGAAAUGCCCAUGGGAAAUAAAAGGGAUGUUGAUUUCAGUGUCAGUUUCUUUGACCCAGAACUGUUCCUACCAUGCCAACAAGUUAUACUUUCAUCAGGGUACCAGUGCACUCCUUGCAAAUACUUGUCAAUCUCCAGUAUUUCCCUCUACCUCAGUCUUGUUUUCGAUUGUGUACUUGCUUGGAUAUAAAUGAAUGCUGUUGCUUUUCUAAGUGGCCAGUCUCUAGAUGGGAUAUCUGUCUCUUCUUCAACAGUUGAUGUUAUUCUUGUCAAUUAUAACACAAAAUCCAUCUCAGGACAUUCCCAGGGAGAUAGAUUGUCUUUCCACCUCUCCCUUUGGGCUCAGGCUGUUCAGAUACUCAUUAAAAACAACUUUAUAAGUAUUAGCCAAUUGUUGAUACAGAUACAAAUGUUAGUGGCAGUGGGAAAGUAGCUGUUGAUAUUUCUUUAUGCUUUCAACUUUGUGGUUCACUUUGGCAGUUACUUAAUGUCUGCUUGUGCUGUGGAAAAUUCCAAUAUUAAUGGCUUCUUUCCCCACUUAAAGUGUUAAUGUGGUAAAAGAACACGGGAUGUGUGGUGUCUAGGAGCAUGAGGUCUGGGAUUGUUUUUUGUUGGGUUGUUUAUGGUUUUGCUGGUUUGUUUUUCACUUUCCUAUAAAACUGUUUUGUCCAAUUUAUUUGUGUUAAGAGUUCAACACAUGUGCAAGAGCUACACAGGCAUUUGUUGCUCUUGGUUCUGUCUUAAUCCUACCAUUUUAAAUUUCAGGUUUGAUAUUUAUGGUGUUCUUUGUAUCAUUUGCUCAGUGCUUUCACUGUAAUCCUUUUCUCAGCUAUAUUUCUAUUCCACUACUAAUACUAUAGCAUAUACAAUAUUGUCAAACGCUUUUUUGAUACUAGACAAACACAAAAUAGUCUGGGUCUGCCUUUGAAAUGUUAAAUCUUGGCUCCUUAUAUGUCUUCACAAAAGUAAACCAAGAUUUUCUGCCAUCUUCAAAUGCCCAAAGCCCUUUUCCCCAAGAAGCUAAAGGCUAUAACAUUUUGUAUUGCCAAAUUUAUUUUUGUCCCAUAUAGCAUGAGCUUCUUUCCUUCUCCAACCUGUUUGCUUCCAACACUAUUUUGCUUUGGUGGUGUUUUGCCUUUUUGUGAAAGAACUCACUAGCCCUAGAGGAGAGAAUUUUUGUUUGGAUUAAUGAUUUAUCCUGCUCAGCAAGAGCCUGAUGUAUGUCAAAGCUGGCAGGUGUCCAGAAGCAAGAACAGAGACCGUGAAAGGAUUUGAGAGAAUAAGAAAAUCCAUUAUGGGCUCCUGCAGCUGCCUCAUGUAGUUUCACAGAAUCCUGACAUCAUAGGGGUUGGAAGGAACCUCUGGAAAUCAUACAGUCCAACCCCCUGCUAAAGCAGGGUCACCCACAGCAGGUUGCACAUGAUCACAAUGUCCAGGAGGGUUUGGAAUCUCUCCAGAGAAGGAGACUCCACAACCUCUCUGGCCAGCCUGCUCCAGGGCUCUACCAUUCUCAAAGAAGUUUCUCCUCAUAUUCAGAUGAUACAGUCAUAGAAUCAUUAAGGUUGAAAAACACCUUUAAGAUUAUGUAACCCAACUACCAUCACCACUAAACUGCAUCCUGAAGCACGAUAUCUACAUUCUUCACCUCAUUUCUCAGCAUGUCCUUCACUUUCUUAAGCUAAUGACUGUGAAUGGUUUCCCCGAUGAGCUUUCCAAGUAGAAUGUAAGAGAUAAGAAUUAUUUAUUCUGAUGUAAGCUGCUAUGUGACAGCUUGACUUGAUUGUUACCUCACAUGAACAUAUUUCAUUAAUAACUUCAUAGCUAGGCACCAGUGUUCACCUUUUCUGCAGCUCUUUUUGUUUUCUGAUUACUUUAGAAAGCACCUUUGUGAGUUAUGGGUAGGAACAAUCCAUGAUUCAACAAUUCGCUUUCAAGCACAUUAUCUGCAACAUUCAUAAACAAAUAUGCAGGUUAAACCACAUAAAUCUUAAUAGCACCCCUCACCUGUGUGCCCUGUGGAACAAACAAGUUCUCACUUAAGUCACUGAAAAAAAACAUUUACUGUAUGUUUCAGUUUACUAGAACAUAGAGAACCAUGAGAGAUAGCCCAAGAAGGCCUAAUGUGACACUUCCAGGGAGAGCACUGCCCAACCUGACAUGGAUCUGUGAGGAGGACUUAUUCUGAGGUGAAGGAAAAUCGCAAAUAAUUUUCUGCUUCUGAACUUUGUGAAAAUACUCUACUCUUGGUGUGUGUAAGCAGCUGGGUCUUAUCUUGAUCAGCAGGAGAUUAUUUUUACUCCCUCCAUAAUGUUUCUCAAUCACUCAAAGUAAUCGUUGAAGUCUACAAAAAAGGAAAAAUGGCAAAUAUAUAUAUUUUUUAUUAUGCUCUUUUCAAAUACCCAAAACCUGGGCUGUUCCUUGCUCUGGUGUAGUAUAUGUUAUUCACACCAUAAGGUAUAACAAUUUUUCACUGUGUAAAGUUAUUAAAAUUAGCCUGACAUCAAGGCCAGAAAAAAACCCCCAAACCAACCAAACACAAAACCAACAGCAGUGUCUGCAAGGGAAAGAACCUACAAAGUUCUUUAAACACAGCAUUUUAAGUAAUUGCUAAGUUGAAACAGGAAGAGAUUUUUUUGUGUGUGGAUUUAACUGAAGAACCUAUUUCUGUUUAUGCUUUCUUCUUUUUUUGGUGUGGGACUGGGUCCAGGAUGAAGUAAAAACUAUAUAGAGGAAAAAUGUGGUGUAGAACUCAUCUCUGUUAUUUGAGACAAAUGCUUAAUAAUUUCUGAAGUUAAAUCAUUUUCACUUAGGUGCCUAUAAAAUCCAGAAGUUGCAACUCUAGGUAAUGAGGUAAAAAUGUUAGAUUGGUCUGGUUGUUCCGUUGGCAUAGGGACUGUCCCGUUUCUUGCCAAGUACCUUGGAUGAAGUAUAACUAUUUGUUGAUCACCAUGGUAAAACAGAAGAAACAAGUGUAAAUAAAACAAAGAGUAAUGCUAUUCUUAGCAUUUUAGGAAUACUAAAUACAUAAAUUCAACAAUAUGCAUAUAGGUUCUGAGAAUGGGUGAAUUACUUAUGGAACAUGCAGUCAGAUAAACUGGAGUGUCCUCUCAGGUUUAUACUCAGGAGUAGCCAAUGAGCCAGGAAAGGAGAGCAUGAAGGCUUACUGCCAUUAUUUCUGCUGUCACGCUAUGUAGUUCCAGCAUUGUCCAAAACUGGGACAGAUUGUUCCAAGGGUGCCAUCUGCAGGACAUAAACAGGCUCAGGAACCCAGAGAAGACAGCAAUGCUGCCACAGAUGUGGAAGCAGGACUACAAUGCCUGCUUUUUUCAAAGGCCUUAGCUGCACAAAGAAAACAUGCUAUGGUUGGCAAAGGAAGGCGCUAGGGUAAACAAAGUGCAGAGGUACUUGCUGGAAUGCAGUUUGUUGGGGAGCAGCUGCUUUAUGCCAGACAGCAAAGCACUUCCUCAAAAGACUUUUCCUAUUAACCAGAUUACUUUGACUGGAAUUUGGUAGAGCUACCAACUAGCUGUACUUUAUUUCUGUAAUCAGAAUCAGAGCAAGUAUUACUAAUUUGCCUGCCACAAGAGCGUACAUAAUUAUUUAAUGUAAUAGAACCAGAGGCAGAGCACUGAAAUAGCUUUUUGAUGACUUACUAUUGUGCUUGUUUCAGUCUUUGUGGUCUCACAGUUCAAAUACUGAAUUAAGUUGUUGUGAGACUUGGAAACGUGAAGCACAUCAGAGAUGAACAAAUGUGGAAAGUGUCAGCUCAGAUAAGAGUUUUAUAACAGAACUUUGAAAGCUAUUAUACCUGUCAUGAAAAUAAAGAGCUCUCACUAAAUUAUUCCCCAGCAAUUGAUAGGGAAAGAAUACAGGCAAGUCUUUUCAGGUUUUGCUGCUAAUCUACACACGCUGGAUGCCUCAAUGUCUUGUAUGGGGUGUAUUGUCUAAUUGCUGUGGCUGUUCUCUGGAUCUUUUUCCACGUAGCUGUUUUUCUCUAACAGUGUUAUGUUGAAAUAAAUGCAGCAACAACGGUAGCAGUGCCAAA
Molecule: messenger RNA, 8366 nt
Organism: Pogoniulus pusillus (Red-fronted tinkerbird)
Lineage: Eukaryota; Metazoa; Chordata; Aves; Piciformes; Lybiidae
Gene: GGPS1
Product: geranylgeranyl diphosphate synthase 1
Exons: 4
Coding region: 134-1033 (299 amino acids)
Biological process (GO): isoprenoid biosynthetic process
Molecular function (GO): prenyltransferase activity
Source: RefSeq, a predicted model, not a curated record